Molecule: messenger RNA, 351 nt
Organism: Porites evermanni
Lineage: Eukaryota; Metazoa; Cnidaria; Anthozoa; Scleractinia; Poritidae
Source: the annotation of a GenBank genome assembly
AUGUUAGCCGUAUUUGAGCAAUCCAACAAAACAUUGGACGACUCAAUAUCAAAGAUGACAACAUGUCUGACAUCCCUUGGAGAAGGAAUCGCCUCAAGAAUGCGAAUGCUAGCCUUGGCACUGGCUAAACCACCUGCAAACCCCAGCCCUGCAAUGCCCUAUGCACAACCAAAUUACCCUUCACAGUAUAACAGUUAUGGUAGAUUCAAUAUAUCCCUCCCUAUGACACUCGAAGCAAGCUAUGAAAAUAGAGAUGCAUUCCCCGCUUCCCAUUAUCAACGUAUUGCAAGUGGUCAAGAAAGCUCUAGCCCUUGUGCAACAGGCCCAAUUUUAUCGGCCAGUCAAACCUUG